AUGGCCAAGAUCUCACGUGGUGCCCCCGGUGGCAAGCUCAAGAUGACCCUGGGUCUCCCAGUCGGUGCCAUCAUGAACUGCGCAGACAACUCCGGCGCACGAAACCUCUACAUCAUCUCCGUCAAGGGUAUCGGUGCGCGACUGAACAGACUGCCGGCUGGUGGUGUUGGUGACAUGGUUAUGGCCACCGUCAAGAAGGGCAAGCCCGAGCUCCGAAAGAAGGUCCACCCCGCCGUCAUCGUCCGCCAGUCCAAGCCCUGGAAGCGUACCGACGGUGUUUUCCUGUACUUUGAGGACAACGCUGGUGUCAUCGUCAACCCCAAGGGUGAGAUGAAGGGCUCUGCCAUCACCGGACCCGUCGGCAAGGAGGCUGCUGAGCUCUGGCCCCGUAUUGCCAGCAACUCUGGUGUCGUUAUGUAA
Messenger RNA from Phaeoacremonium minimum UCRPA7, 420 nucleotides. Its product is annotated as putative 60s ribosomal protein l23 protein. NCBI's taxonomy places the organism in Eukaryota, Fungi, Ascomycota, Sordariomycetes, Togniniales, Togniniaceae. Bases 1 to 420 code for a protein of 139 amino acids. Gene Ontology annotation, biological process: translation. The transcript has 5 exons. The record is from RefSeq and is a predicted model, not a curated record. Gene Ontology annotation, molecular function: large ribosomal subunit rRNA binding; structural constituent of ribosome. Gene Ontology annotation, cellular component: ribosome; cytosolic large ribosomal subunit.